AGUUGCACAUCUAACACAUUGGAUAAUGCACUACUUCCUCCUGACAGGUAGAUGGCGACAGAUAGUUUCUGUAUUCGCUUGCUUGCUAUCACAACAAAAGAAGAGAAGACUUCAAGGGGCGGACAUCUGUCCUCUACACGAGUGUGGUCUUUUGUGGCUACAUCCGUCUUGUUGUUACACCUAAGUGGUAUUGUACAGAGAUUUGGGCGUCAUUUAAAACACACCAAGUGUUCGAGUGAAGAUUCGUAUUCGUCUGGUACGCUUCGUAAGCGAGAAGAAAACACGCUUCGAAUCUGGGGAGCGCGGUAAUCGCCAUUUUGCGCAUUCAACAAUCGAAGUUUAUCGUUUCCUGUUUCAGGAGGAUUUUAUUUUGCAACAUGGCAGAAGCAGACCGACCGGGGAAGCUGUUUAUCGGUGGGCUGAACACCGAGACCACCGAGAAGGCCCUGGAGCAGUACUUCGGCAAAUAUGGCAGGAUAGCUGAACUUCUUUUGAUGAAAGAUCGUGAAACCAACAAGUCCAGGGGCUUUGCAUUUGUGACAUAUGAAAGCCCGGCUGACGCAAAGGACGCGGCACGAGAGAUGAAUGGAAAGUCUCUUGAUGGCAAGCCUAUCAAGGUGGAGCAAGCUACCAAACCUCAAUUUGAGUCGGGGGGCAGACGAGGACCACCCAUGCACUCCCGCAGUCGUGGCCCGCCUCGGGGCAUCCGUGGAUCCAGGGGUGGUAUGCGGGGCCCACCAUCCAGAGACUACUAUGAUGAUGGUGGAGAACCCUUCUUUAAGGGGAUGAAGAGAGGACCUCCUAUGCGCAAUGGAGGUCCCCCGCCAAAGAUGAGCAGACCCCCCAUGUCAAGGGACAGGGACCCCUAUGGCCCACCCCCCCGCCGAGACUCUAUGUCCAGGAGGGAUGACUAUCCAUCACCUAGAGAUGACCACUAUAACUCAAAAGACAGCUACUCCAGUCGAGAUUAUAGCUCAAGAGAUUCAAGGGACUAUGGACCGCCUCCCAGAGAUUUUUCAUACCGCGACUACCCAAGUUCCCGAGAUGAUUAUGGCUCAAUGUCAAGAGGCUACAGCGAUCGUGAUGGUGGAGGCAGAGAGUCCAGGAGCUACAUGGACCGCCCAAGCGGUGGUGGCUCAUACCGGGAUUCAUUUGAUGGUUACGGUAACUCUCGCAGCGGCCCACCUUCACGGGGCCCCCCACCGUCCUUCGGUGGGGGCAGCGGAAGCAGUCGUUACGAUGACUAUGGUGGCAGUUCCCGGGAUGGCUAUGGCGGCCGUGACAGUUACAACAGCAGUCGGAGUGACCCGUAUCCACCUCCCCGAGGAGAGCGAAUGGGUAGGCAGGAGAGGGGGCCCGCUCCCCCGGUCGAGAGAGUAUACCCUCCUCGCGAUCCAUACGGCUCGAGCCGUGGAGGGCCGCGCGGCGGCCGUGGAGGAAGUCGAGGCGACAGAGGCAUGGCUCGCAACAGAUACUAAAAUGGACAUGGAAGUUUCCCUAAAAAUACAUGUUAAAUCUUUGGGCACCGCUCAGCGCCUUGUGGGGGGGUCGCUGACAAAACAAGUCACCAUGUCUAAACCUGUGAAAUAUGAAGCUUAGCUUUCAAUUGUAUCUUUUGACUUUCCCCUUUUUUUGUGUUGACUUUUGAUUUGCAUUUUUUAGUCCUAAAGUUCAGUAACGGAGUGUUUUUGUACAUUCAGUGAUUUUAGUACCUGCAAUGCCCUAAAAGUCUGGCUUUUCCUCCACCAAUAAAGCUUUUAGUUGUACCCUCA
Messenger RNA from Doryrhamphus excisus (bluestripe pipefish), 1772 nucleotides. RefSeq names its product RNA binding motif protein X-linked (gene rbmx). Gene Ontology annotation, molecular function: RNA binding. NCBI's taxonomy places the organism in Eukaryota, Metazoa, Chordata, Actinopteri, Syngnathiformes, Syngnathidae. The record is from RefSeq and is a predicted model, not a curated record.